Messenger RNA from Penicillium maclennaniae, 867 nucleotides. RefSeq names its product acyl-CoA thioesterase. The record is from RefSeq and is a predicted model, not a curated record. Lineage: Eukaryota; Fungi; Ascomycota; Eurotiomycetes; Eurotiales; Aspergillaceae. The transcript has 2 exons. Bases 1 to 867 code for a protein of 288 amino acids.
AUGGCGAGUUUGACGCUCGAUUCACCAAUGGUUGUCGCCAUUCUGGUGAUCGCUCUACUGUCAUACAAAAACUUACCCGGGAUUUGGCAUUUUCGAUUUUUCCGAGCCGUAUUGACCCGACUCUACAUCUCUCCCACAACUAUCGAUGAACUUAGUCCAGAAUGCUUAUUCCUCUCGGCAAUUCACCGCACAAGAGCCCCACUAAGCGAAUGCGACUACAACAUCCACAAGUCCAACUCAACCUAUUUCAUGGACAUUGAUAUCUCGCGGGGCAAUCUCUGUCUUGUCCUCUUCAGCCAGCGAUUAUCAUUUCGCCCCAAACACAACACUGCUUCCAUGGCUCUGGGCGGUGUACAAUGUAUUUUCAAGAGAGAGAUCAAGCCAUAUCAGCCUUACGAGGUAUGGUCUCGCAUUCUGAGCUGGGAUGAAAAGUGGAUAUAUAUUGUCACUCAUUUCGUUGUCCGAGGUGCUCAUCGGCCGGCCAGGUUUCGUGUGCAAGGCCAAUUGAACAGUGAAGCCACAGCGCGAGGAAAGAAGAGAAACCAGAGUGAUAAAGAAAAGGGCAAGACGGUCUUUGCGUCAGCAGUGUCUCGAUUCGUUUUCAAGCAAGGGAGGAAGACAAUUGCGCCCGAGAGAAUGCUCGUGGAAUGCGGCCUUCUACCUCCUGCGACGGCAGAGCUUGAUUGCGAGAUCUCUGCUAAUGACACCAAUGAUUGCUCUCAGUCGGAACGACGAUUAAUCGAAGAUAGACGCAAACGGGAUUUGGACAUUGCGCAAUUGAAAUUGGGGUGGGAUGCUGUCUACGACACCUUUGAAGGUGAUGUUUCUACGGCGCUGGGAAGGUAUACGGACCUGUUCUGGAGGUAA